This is a messenger RNA of Tachyglossus aculeatus (Australian echidna), 5219 nucleotides long. It is a transcript of the gene ZNF518B, whose product is annotated as zinc finger protein 518B. The record is from RefSeq and is a predicted model, not a curated record. Gene Ontology annotation, molecular function: RNA polymerase II transcription regulatory region sequence-specific DNA binding; DNA-binding transcription factor activity, RNA polymerase II-specific. Bases 274 to 3600 code for a protein of 1108 amino acids. Gene Ontology annotation, biological process: regulation of transcription by RNA polymerase II. Lineage: Eukaryota; Metazoa; Chordata; Mammalia; Monotremata; Tachyglossidae. Gene Ontology annotation, cellular component: nucleus. The transcript has 3 exons.
CCGCCCGUACCGCGCCGAGCCGAGCCACCCGAAGGAGGAAGCCCAAGGCCGCCCGAAAACGCUGCCAGGAAGGAAGCGGUCGGUUCGCCUCUCCCUCGGAGCCCUCAGCCAUUUUGUCUUCCAACUGCUUUGUUGACCAUCCGCCCGGUGGGACUUAGCUUUCAAAAUCUGUGUUGAUUCAAGCCAUCAAAGAAUCUAAACUGCUUAAGCGUGUGGGAUACAGAACCCGAAGUAACAGAAAAUUACAUACUCUUUGACUAAGAAGCUGCCCCUAUGCCAACGAAAGGACAUGUGGAAGGUGUAGCUUCGAGAUCAUCGUACCUCUUGAAUUGGGACUUUGAUAUGCACGUUUUCCUGGAAAUGCAGAUUAAAAAAAUGAAGGAGAUGGUCCCUCCAUUAUACGCCCAGCAAGCGAAUGACAGAAAUGAUUCCUCGACUACUUCGCCCAAACAGCCCAAGAGCGAAAAGGGAAAGCAGCCCAAUGGGCAGGAAGCCCAGAGUCUCUGUUACCCAGGAAACGAAGCGGAGGGUGGCCAGGUGUCAGCCGUGACGUGCGUGAAGUGCAGAAGCGUCCAUCAGAUUCCGACGACCGACUUGAAAAAGCAAAACAAGCAAAGCCAAAGUGCCGACCAGAAGUUUUAUGUCUGUAACCAGUGCAGUCUGCGUGUACCUCCACCCUUCCAUUUUGUGUCCGAUACCGCGGGUGCCAUUGAUGAAGGCAAUUUGGAGAAAGGUGCCCCGAGGAAAAAUGAAAAUAAGUUUCAAGUGAGGAACUUCCAGCCGGGAAAAUACUACUGUGAUAAGUGUCGAUUUUCCACCAAGGACCCCCUGCAGUAUAAAAAGCAUAUGAUUCAGCACGAAGAGAUUCAGUUCAUCUGUUCUCAUUGUAACCAUAUCUCCUACACAAAGGGAGAAUUCCAGAGGCAUUUGGUACAGCACACGGGGACUUUUCCUUAUCAGUGUGAAUACUGCAGCUACGGGGCUAUUAGAAACGAUUACAUCGUCAAGCAUACGAGACGGGUACACGAGGUUAACCACAAGCGGCAAUUAAAACCGAUCGGCAGCCCGGCGCGGAAGAGAGCCAGCUGGCCUCUGGGAGGCAAAGGGAUGCUCAGAGCUCAGAGCGGCCCGAAGGCAAACAAGCCGUUAGAUCCACCGUCAUCAGCGGGCCUGUCCCUCCGGGAGGGCCAAGUCGGCGCGGGGGAUCGGGCCGACUCCAGGGAACCCGCCAAAGAGACGGCGUCCGCUCCCGAGAGGGCCGGCGUACUAGACUCCACCGGAGAAACACUGUUUGAGGAUAGAAACGUGGAGGUGGAAGUUGUUUCUCCGGUCAAAGAGCCGGUCCUUCCGGGCAUGCCGUUAACCGUGGUAGCUCCGGCCGAACUCGUAGUCCCGGCCAAUUGUUUAGCACAGCUGUUGGACAUUAAGACGGUCAACGGGACCCAACAACUCAUUCUGAAGCUUAUUCCUCUGAGAGAGAAGAGUCCCUUGAAGCCUGCCCGUGGUCCUGCCCCCGAAAGGCCAAACUUACCUUCACCUCAAGCAUUCAGCGAACAGGAAAAGUCAGGCCCCGCUGCUCCGACCAAGCCACCGAGCCCUUCGGGGAGGGUCCGAGAACCAGCCGGCGGUGGGGACAAGAAACACGAGGGAUCGGGAAGCCUCGGAUCUUCCGAUCCCUGUCCGUCAGGUUGCAGCUCGGCAAACACGCAGGGCCGAGGCGAGCCCUGCCCCGGCCGUGAUCCCGGAGUGGCUUUGACGAGAGAGGCGAUUUCAGAGCCAGGAAGGCCAGAUGGUUUUCCCGUUUCCUUGAGGCCCCAUGAUGGGGGCAAUGGCAACAGCCCUCCUAAACUCUCUAACGGGAUAAAAGCAGAGAAAAGCACCCAGAGAAAAGCAGCUCUUCCCCUGGUUCCGUCUUCUGCUUCCCAUCAGGAAGAAGGGAAGAGGGCCAAGGAUCAGCCGACUCGGCCUGCGAAUGAGGGCCCAUCAACAGCCGCUGGUUCUCACCUGGGAGCGUCGCCAUCCGGCCAGGGUGGCGCAGGAUCCGGGACCGGGAACGACUUCCUCUUUAAAAUCCCGCCUUCUCAUCAGCAGUUGAAUGAAAAAGUGGCCGGGGAACCUCUGGAAACUUUGGUCCCGGGGCAGUAUUCCCACCUUAGCAAACUUGCUCUCGCCCCCAACGGCUCAACUCCGGUAGCCAGUGACAUAUCUCAAAUGCUCGAGACUCCGCCCGGGGAGUCCUCGGAACUGGAGAUUUCCGCUGGCCAUCCGAACUCUCCCGAGGGCCCCGUCAUCUCGUCGGUGUUUUCGCUCAGCACCGGAGAAGAAAACGUCCCCGAAGGCAUAAAGUGGGGCGAUCCCACUCAUAAAAGCAAGUCCGCGACUCUUUUGUGCGAAAAGAUUGCCCGGCUGAUUUCCGCGAGCGAGUCGGCGGCCAGGCCUAACUUCUGCCUCCCGACCGCCAAGCAGCAGCAGCAGCAGUCGGUUUCCGCGGAACCUCCGAGGAGCCGGUUGCCCGAAGUUCACGACGUUCCAGGUCCGGGGACCGAUUCCCCGUCCCCUCUGGAAAUGCAGGACGGCAGCGGUGCUGACGAGCAGUUCGUACAUGUGGCGGUGGGUCCACCCGAUAACGACGGCGAUGGAAAAUUCAACUUCAGGGGAAUGAAGAAGGCUCACAUCGCUACCCCGGUGUUUAUUCCCGAAGGAACGGUGCUGAGGGUCCUCAGCUGUGGUGAAAAGGCCCACGAAGUCGAGAGCAAGUCCCAGGAGUCCGUCAAUCCCUAUUGCAAGGAGACGCUGCUCCCGAGGCCCGUUCCGCUCAGUGCUUUGGAGAAGCCCGGCCCGGACUUCCCGUCUCUGCCGGGGGACGUUGAAUCGCCGGACAGGCCCAGGAACCUGAGAACGUUUGUGAGGAGCAAGGCGGUGAGAGCGGCGGCUCCCCACAGCCCCACCAGCAGACAGACCCCCACCCUGCCGCAUCCACCAAAGGGUAGCAACCCAAAUAAGUCCAGCAGACCGGCGGCCAAAGGGUCCCUGACUCCCCGAUACAAGUCAAAGCCGGGGAACCAAUCGAAGAAGAAAGCCAAGGGCCAGCUUCUGGGCGAGCGUCCGCCCGUCGUGGUGGCCAGGCAGCUGCGCCUGGUGCCCGCUAAGGUGGGUCAGCUGAUUAAGUGCCCCCGCCGCAACCAGCCGGUCAUCGUGCUCAACCACCCGGACGUGGACUCUCUGGAAGUGAUCAACGUGAUGAAGAUCAUCAACAAGUACAAGGGCAACGUCCUCAAAGUGGUCCUGUCGGAGAGGACCAGCCACCAGCUGGGCAUCAGGCGGAACCACAGACGGCUCACCUAUCGGAACCUGGAGGCGGCCAGCCCGGUGAAAAAGCAGAUCAAGCUAAAGAUGAAAUUGAAAAAAAUCCACAAGAACAACUACCAGGUAGUGGAUUCCUUACCUGAAGGGUCGUUGCAGUGUAUGUUUAAGUGUUGGUUUUGCGGGAGGUUGUAUGAAGAUCAAGAAGAGUGGAUGAGCCAUGGACAGCGCCACUUGAUAGAAGCCACCAGAGAUUGGGAUAUGCUUUCUCUUCCUCUGGAAGAUCCCAAGGGGUGAGCUGUCGUCGAAGCGAAUAAACAAAAGAUUGUACUUUGGCGUUCAAGGGGAUUUUUUUCUUUUUUUGUAAUGGAGCAUGGGAAUUUGUGGAUGGGUUAAAAAAAAAAAAAGAGAGAAAAAAGGCCAGGGAGGGUUUUGAAUGAAAGAAACUAAUCAUUUGCUCUUGGAAAGUAAAAUUCACUUUUGGACAGGGGAACGAACCAUCAGCACCUUUUCUCCUGGCAGGAAUAAAUAGAAUGACGUAAAAUGCCAUAUCCCCAUGAAUUUUUUAAAGGCCUACGGUCAGUCCGAUUUACUAGUUCAGAUAUCUGGUGGAGAACCAACUAGAGCACCUUGGGUUAUAAAUUAAUGGUAAUGGAUUUGCAACCUCCCCUCUCGAUAGCAGAGUGACCGUUGGCCUUCAGUGAUCUCUCCCCAUUCGGUUUGCCCCGAUCCUUGGAUCGUUCAUGCAAAAGUUGAUAGAAUACCCUGCCAGAUAUGAUUUUGGGGGAAAGGGAGAAGCUUUUCUUCUCAAGUGCCUCGUUUACUUUUUAGUGCCUGGUCUCAUGGUUCUUAGAUACUCUUGAUUUUAGCAAGUGCAGAGCCUUGGAUCUGUGAGUGGUAGUAGUAGCAACAGCGUUUAUUGAGCGCCCACUUGGUGUGGUGCCGUGUACUAGGCGCCUGUGAAGUACAUAAUAACAAAGCUCCGUAUCCUCAGGGAGCUUCCAUUCUUAAUAGGGGAGAGUGUGAACUACUAAUGUGAAAGCAAUGCUAAAUCGGUUUGGUUUUGGAGGGGGGAGGUGAGGAGGAAGGAUUAUGAAGGACCUUUCAGUUCCAUCUUUUUUUUUUAUAGGAGAUGCACCACUUGAAUGAGGAAUCCUGAAUUCUAAAAGCUGCAUUUGUUAAUGUUUGGAAUUUAGAAUGGAAAAUGUUCAGCCUGUACCUUGGCCCUCUGGUACAAACACCAUUUUUAAUGGAUUAUUUUACAGUUUCUCAUGUGAACAAGCGUGACCUGGAGUUUUUCCAUCUUAAGUUUACUGGUAAAGUAAUAACUUUUGGGUGUGCACCUAUGCGAUUAUACAUAUACAUACAGAAUUAUUUUUAAGGCACUACUUGUAAAGAAAGUACUGGGCGUCGCUGAUUUUUAAGGGCGACCCCUUUUAUAAGGAAAUCGGGUCAGAACUAUUUAAGUACGUUUUCUACUGUAGAGAUUACAUGCCAUAUUUAAUUCUAGAAGUGCAUUUUUGAUGAUGUGUUUGUUAACCCCAGUUUUAAGAACAAUGAAAGCACAAUUUGCUGUGGUUGGGAUUUGCCAUAGAAGGACAAAAACGUCUAGAAAUAGUUGCACCACAUUUCAUCGUGCGGUAUUUCAACAGUUGAUGUGCGCAGUAUUUUUCAGUUGAAGCUCCGAGGAGUAGGAUUUUGGAAUCGCCUGUCAUGUCCCACUGAGGCAAAGAGUUGCAAAUCUUAAAUGUGUUCAGAGUAAGUAUACACCGUCCCUGGGUACCAUUUUAAGCUAUGACUACUGAGUUAUUGAGAGAGGUUGUUUAGUCACUGGGGUUGAGUCGUGCACGCUCCAGAUUUUUGGUCCGUGCCUGGGCCUGAGAGGAGAGCAAACCGAUUUUUUUCUUAUUUUCUUU